UGGGCGUGGCCAGCGCCUCAGCGGCCGGGCGCCGCUCGGCCGGAGGCCACGCCCUUUUGGAACGUUCCGCGGUUUUGAUACAUUUCAGGUUCCAUUGAGGGGGGGAAAAAAAGCAGCCGCCGUUGAAGAAGCAGCAGCCGGAGGAGAAACUGGACGUGCGGGGGGUGGAUUCGACAACAAAGCCGGGCAGCAGUAGAAGAAGAAGAGCGGGGAGGAGGAACAGCCGCAGCGGGAGGGAGAGGCGGAGGCGCGGGCGCGCUGGCUGGAGCCCGAGCCGGGCAGGGACGGAGGCGCUGGGCGAGCAGCCCUCCUCCUGGCCAGCCCCGGGAGCGCCGGGCGGGCAUGAGAGCCGCGUGCCAGCCGCCCCCCGCCCACCUGCCUCCGCAGCCGCCGGGAGACGAAGCAGCCGCCGCCGCCGCCACCGCCGCCGCCGCCCCGCGAUGUCUAGGAGGAAGCAGAGCAACCCGCGGCAGAUCAAACGCACCUUUGGUGAAAUGGAGGAAGGAGAAGAAGGUCCUUUGGAGGAGAACAGCCAACUUGAAAAGGAAGGAGGUGCUUCCAACCGUGAAGGCUCCGUGGAAGGCGACUCCUCCAGCUCCUCCUGCAGCGAAAAGGCAGAACCUAAAGAAAACUCGGAGAGUCCAAAGGAACCGGACCAGCCAGAAGUACCCGAGGAGCUGCAGGAACCGGAUGUAUGGAAUGGACCAGGUGAGCUGGAGCUGCUGACAGCCGAGGGCGAGAGCAAGGUGUGUGCUAGAAAGGACUUGCCCGAGGGAGUGUCUUGGGGGCCACUCCAGGGGAACAUCCACAGCGAGCCGCCUUCUCCGGGGCACAGUGAGCUGCCUAACCCACCCGUGGCCCUGAUGCUGGAGGAGGACAGCUGCUGGCUGUCGAAACUGCCUUUGGUUUCUGGAGAAGGAGAUGCCAACGCCGUGAUCUACAAGAAGGAGGAUUCGAUCUGGUGCAAGACUACCAAGACCAUCUCGGAAGGCGAGGCGCUGUGUGCAUUCCUCAUGGCUGAGCCCCUGGGCAUUCCCAACCACACCGUGAAGUCCGAGCCCGGAGACCCUGCGUACCCGGCCGUGCCGCCCCCCGAGAUCCAGCUCCUGCCGCAGCAAGCGGGCAUGGCGGCCAUCCUAGCCACGGCCGUUGUGAACAAGGACAUCUUCCCCUGCAAGGACUGUGGCAUUUGGUACCGGAGCGAGCGGAACUUGCAAGCGCACCUCAUGUACUACUGCGCCAGCCGCCAGAACGCCGCGUCGCCCGCGGUGGACGAGAAGCCCAAGGAGGCCUACCCCAACGAGCGCGUCUGCCCUUUCCCGCAGUGCCGGAAGAGCUGCCCCAGUGCCAGUUCCUUGGAGAUCCACAUGCGCAGCCAUAGUGGAGAGAGGCCGUUUGUGUGCCUCAUCUGCCUGUCCGCCUUCACCACCAAAGCCAACUGCGAGCGCCACCUGAAGGUCCACACAGACACGCUGACGGGCGUCUGUCACAGCUGUGGCUUCAUUUCCACCACCCGGGACAUCCUCUACAGCCACCUGGUCACGAACCACAUGAUCUGCCAGCCAGGCUCCAAGGGGGAAGUCUAUUCUCCUGGCACUGCGAUUCCUGCUCCUCCCAGCAAGCCCCUCACCCCAGGCUUGAGCACGCCAGGCCCGGCCCCCACCCUCAAGUGCAGCUUCUGCGGCUACGUGACGGACAGCCUGCCCAGCCUCCAGCAGCACGUCGUUCUGCACAGCGCCGCCGCCGCCGAAGCCAAGGUUGGGACGAUCCAGCCGGACGGCCCUGCCAAGCCAGCCCAGCCGGGAGGGAAGGCGUCCCGGGCUGAGGCAGAGGAGGAUGGCUCCCCUCUCCAAGAAGAAAGCUCCUUGGCUGACGGGGUGGUGUCGGUGCAGAUCAAGGAGGAGCCCGAAGACGAGGGGGAGGCCCCCCCCAGCAGCUCCCCAGCAGGGCCCGCCGCGGAGCCGGAGCCGGACACUUCCUCCCGGGCGUCCUCGCCGCACAGCUUGCCCUCCGUGAAGGUGAAGUCCGAGAUCGCCAGCCCCACGCCGGGGUCCAGCCCGGUGCCCAGCGAACCGGGGUCGGGCGCUGCGGGCGGCACCCUCUUCCUCCCCCAGUAUGUGUUUGGCCACGAGGCCACGGUGGUGCCCCAAGCCUCGGAGAUCUUGGCGAAGAUGUCGGAGUUGGUGCACAGCCGCCUGAAGCAGGGCCACGGUGGGGUGCCCCCCGCCAUCUUCCCCGGGGCGCCAGUGCCCAAGGGCGCCACGUGCUUUGAGUGCGAGAUCACGUUCAACAACAUCAACAAUUACUACGUCCACAAGCGGCUGUAUUGCUCCAGCCGCCGCGUGGCAGAGGACAGCCCUCCCGGCCCCCGCAAGCUUAAGGCGGCCCUCCCGGCGGCCCCCAAGGGGCCCCCCACGCCCGGAGUGCUCCUUCCGUCCCUGCCGCCGGGGGAUAGCCAGGCGCCGCUGGGGGGGGACGCGGGGAGCGGAGUCACGCCGCCUGCCUCCGAGGUCAAGCAGGAGGUCAAGGUGGAGGAGGGUGGAGCUAAAACGAGCCCCUCCCCUGAGGCCGACAGGCUGGGCCGGGUCAGCGAGGACAGCCAGAGCCCCGGCGGCAGCUCCGUGGAGGACCCCGACGACGACCCCAGCCGGACGGUCUGUGAGGCCUGCAACAUCCGCUUCAGCCGCCACGAGACCUACAUGGUGCACAAGCGCUACUACUGUGCCUCCCGCCACGACCCCCCCUUGCGCCGGUCGGGCGCCGCCGGGAAAGUGCCCUUCCUGCCCCAGCCCAUCCGCCCCCGCAAGCGGCGCAAGCUCUACGAGAUCCACGGCGGCCCCGGCCAGCUCGGCGGCCCCUCCGACAGCCCGCGCCCCGAGGCGCCCCCGCCGGCCCCGGCCCUGGCCCUCCUCUCCGUGGCCAAGGCCGCCCCUUCGCCCAGCUCCAGCCCCGAUGCGGACGGCCCCAUCGACCUGAGCAAGAAGCCCCGGCUGCACGGCGGGGAGGUCUCGGUGCUGCCGGCCGCGCUGCUGCCCCUGGCGGACUACCACGAGUGCACGGCCUGCCGCAUCAGCUUCCACAGCCUGGACAGCUACUUGGCCCACAAGAAGUACUACUGCCCCGCCACGCCCUUGCAGCCCAGCACCCUGGAGCAGCUGCAGAAGAUCAAGGCGGGGGCGGCCCCCGGGCUCCUGAAGCCUCGCGGCAGCCCCGACAGGCUGGGCGAAGAGCCCGAGGCGGGGGCCGUCCAGGCGGAGAAGGCGGCGCCUCCCCUGAGCCCCCCGGCGCCGCCGGCUGCCUUUCCUGGCCUGGACCCUCUUCAGCAGCGUUACCUGGAUGCCAAAGCCCUCCACCUGCCGGGGGCCAAGCUGCCCCUCGCGGCCUGCCCCUACUGCCCGCUCAACGGCUCUUUCAAGGGGGACUUGGUGGAGCACUUCCGCAACGCCCACGGCUUCUUGGUGGCCAAGACGGUGGCCGGCGCCACGUUGAUCGAGGCCCCCCGGACGCUGGCCGAGAACAGCUUGCUCCCCCCGCUGCCUGCGGCCUCCCCGCCACAGCCCCUCCCCAGACCGUGCAAGGACAGCUUCAACGGCAAGGAGCCCCCCGUCCCUUCGGUCUCCAACGGCAGCCCACGGCCCACCGUCUCCCCACGGCCCCUCCUGCCCAUCUCCCCUCCCGCCCCGCUGGCCGUCUCCCCCGGGCCUGAGGCCGCCCCCAACGCCGCUCCCCGGUAUACGGACAAAAGUGUGCAGACCCCGCCCGGCAAAGGCCCCCCUGCCCCCGUGGCCAACGGCAACCACCGGUACUGCCGCCUCUGCAACAUCAAGUUCAGCAGCCUCUCCACUUUCAUUGCCCACAAGAAGUAUUACUGCUCCUCACACGCCGCCGAGCACGUCAAGUAAGGUCUGGCUGGGGCCCAGGUGUGGUUUGCCCGCUCAGGGGCAAGGCCCCUUGCUGGCUACUGGGGCUGCUGGGCUCCCGAGCAUCUGCCCAAGACGGACUCCUCUGCCAGCCCGAGCUCUGCAGCCUGGAAUUGGGGCAGGGUGGGGCGGAGCGGGGCAAGCAGGCUGCUGGGCAGAGAUGGGGAGGUGUGGGCUGCCCCAUGGAGCUGCGAGGAGCUGGCGAAGCCGGGUGGGGUGGGAGUGUCUUUUCUCCAGUGCAUAGGCACAGUGGCUCAGGCACACACACACACAGGCCCCCAGCCCAAGCCCUAGGAAGCCUGUCGGGGACUUCCUUCCCGUUUUCCCACUGGGGAGUGGGAAGCACCACCACUCCUGUGAUUCCUGAGCCUGGCUUAACCAGGGCCGGUGUUGGCAACCCUGGUCGCCAGAUGCUGCUGGGCAUGAUGGGAGUUGGGGUCCGAGACCAUCUGGGGCUCCAGGGUUGGGGGCCCCUGAACUCACGGCCAUCUGGUCUGGGACCCAAACAGUGCAGACAACAUUUUCUAGAGCUGCAGCCGGAGAACUGGGAACUGCCAUUAAGUGCUCGGAUCCACGGCUGCUGAAUGUGUGGAGUCCUCCUCCUCAGCUUUUCUAGGGCCCUCCUCAAAAGAGCUCACUGUGCUGCCCCCCCCCCUUUUCUUUUCUUUUUUUGCAGUCUGAGGUCUCUUCUCUUUCAGUGUCCCUUUCUCCUAAGGUUUCCCCAGAUCUGACCCCUGUUAAACGAACAGGCCUUCCACUUUGCAGGGAGAAACCUGAACCCAACGCAAGCUUCUUCUGGGUCAACGGUCCAUGCCUUGGGGUUUCGUUCUCAGGCCCAGCAGCUGGCUUGGGGGGGUUGUGUUUUCCUUGAGCAUAUCCGUGCAUUACAACCAAGCCAGCCACUGUGUCCCUGCGAUCAGAGUUUCCAAGAGAGAGGGUGUGAUGUCCAGGGAAGUGUGGGUCCCUGUGCCUCUCCGCGGAGAAACCAAACCUACGCAGCUGCCUUGUACCUUAGAGGUAGCUCUCUAGGGUCAGAAGGGUGGAUCUGCCUGCAAUAUUGCCAUCUGGCAUGGCUUGGUCCUGCUUCCUUCCGUAUGCAUACUCAGUGGGGCUUUUCAGCCCAGCACAGCCCCAAAGCCUUCUCUGCUCCCCUCCCGCUCGGGAGAAGCGUCUGCUGUGGGCCCGCUCUCCUUGUCACCUUACGAGGACAUCGCCAAGUCUUGAGUGGAUGCUGGAGGCCAGAGUGUGGCUCUCUGGGGCCGCCCUGGGGAGGGAUCCCUUGCACUAGGAAGGAAGGUGGGUUGCCCCCCUCCCCUUUCCAGGCAGGCAGCAGGGUGGCUGCCAUCGUCUGGGGGUCCCUUUCUGCUCAGUAGCGAGGGGGAGGCGUUGGGUAGAGUCUGCCUUUGGGCGCACAUUUCUCCCGUUCCCAAAUUGUCGUCCGGUGGGUUGAUGUAGAAUUGGUGUGGACUGGAACUGAAAUGCAAACGACAGCACUGAAGAGAGGAGGGGAAGCCCUCCACUUGGGAAUCGUGUGUAUAAGUGUGUACAGAAAUAAAUGUCUACCAAAUCGAG
Molecule: messenger RNA, 5492 nt
Organism: Hemicordylus capensis (graceful crag lizard)
Lineage: Eukaryota; Metazoa; Chordata; Lepidosauria; Squamata; Cordylidae
Gene: ZFPM1
Product: zinc finger protein, FOG family member 1
Exons: 10
Coding region: 441-3902 (1153 amino acids)
Biological process (GO): megakaryocyte differentiation; positive regulation of transcription by RNA polymerase II; heart development
Cellular component (GO): nucleus
Molecular function (GO): RNA polymerase II-specific DNA-binding transcription factor binding
Source: RefSeq, a predicted model, not a curated record